AUGGCCAUGUUCCCGCCGGUACAUCUCUUCGCACUGUCCAGGUGCUUGCCGUUCGAGGUGUCGGAUCUUCUUCCAGACACUAGUCUGCGUGGCAGAAUAUUCUACAUGGUCGAGGAAAGGGCGCGGCAGUCGGUGCUGCGGGCAGUUGCGUGUGCUGGGACGCGUCUGCGCCUGCGCAACAGUUACCGCAUCUCGCUUUCUAGCGCGCGGCGCGUGACCGCGGAGCAGACAGCGCAGACAGCGCAGGCUGUGCCACGCUGUGCUCAGGCCGACCUUCACCUGGCCGACCUGGCCUGGAGGGGGUCGCGACCUCACAGGCUGCCUGCAGCCACGGGGGUGAAGGCAGUGAGGGGGAAGCAGCAGCGGGGCGGGGGAAAGUGCCGUGUGCGGCCCGUGGGUAGUGCUGGAGGGGGGAGGGGUGUUCCCCCGGUCCCUCCCUGCUUGCCGGGGCCCGGUCUAUAUAUUCCCCGACGAGUUCUGCGCCGUGCACUCGCUCCAGCCUCCAGCCAGCCUCCAGCCGGCCUCCAGCAGUCCUCCGACAUGGCGUGGGUGCAUGCAGCGCUGGUGACAGCGACCUUGCUGGCGACGGGCUGGGCCGCCGACAAGCAGAUCAAACUGGAGGACAUCGAGCGGGACAACCUGAAGAGCUCCAAGGAGCAGGUGAAGCCCCAGCAGUUCCAGCAGCCCCAGCCCCAGCCCGAGGCGCAGCAGUACCUGCAGCUGUCCCCGGCGCAGCUGCAGCAGCUGCAGCAGCAGGCCUACCUGCAGGUGCUGCCUCCCGGAGGGCAGUUCGCCUACUACCCGUCGCUGCCCGCCUUCCCGGGCAACCAGGUGCAGGCGGCCUACGUGAGCCCCGAGCAGGCGCAGGCCCUGGCGGCGCAGUACCAGCAGGCGCUGCCGCCCGCCGCCUACCUGGCGGGGCUGGGCAACCAGCAGUACGUGCCCGCGGCGCUCGCCGGGCAGCCUACCCUCCAGGCGCGGCCCCAGGACCUCAGGCUGCAGCAGGAGCAGGCGGUCCUCCCGCAGGCCCCCAGGUACGUGCAACAAGAGGUGCCGGCGCAACAGUACCUCCAGUAUCUGCAGCAGCAGCAGCUACAGCAGCAGCAACUGCAGCAGCAACAGCAACAACUACAGCAGCAACAGCAGCAGCAGGCCUCCCUCCAGCAGUUCCAGAGCCCUGGAGUCUCCAGGGAGCCGCACAGCCUGCAGUCGCGCCCCGAGGCCCCGGAGCCCACGGUGCAGUACAGCUCCGGAGAGGUGUACAGCACCAUCCCCUACUCCAGCAAGCAGGACUACAGCGUGCAGCUGACCAGCUCCCCCCGCCAGCAGCAGCAGCAGCAGUACAUCCUGCAGCAGCAGUUCCAGCAGGGCCCGCCCAGGCCCUACAACCCCUACAACGCGCUCCUGCACCCCCAGCAGCAGAAGACACUGUUCGCGGCGGGCGCCAAGUCGACCGUGUCGCCGCCUGUCAAGUCCCAGCAGGGAGGCUUCAUACCCAGUGCGAGCAUUGCCCACCCCGGUCAGGGCUUCAGCUUCAGCAACUACAGGAGAGGUCCCCCUGGAAGCUUCUGAUCUCCACGGUCCACACUCACUUCAUCUCUCAUUGCUCGGGUCCUCUGCCGCUCUCUGUGUGGGCACAUGGACCUCUAGUGCAUUCUUCAGCUUCAGCAACUACAGGAGUGGUCCCCCUGGUAGCUUCUGAUCUCCACGGUCCACUUACUUCAUCUCUCAUUGCUCGGGUCCUCUGCCGCUCUCUGUGGGGACACAUGGACCUCUAGUGCAUUCUUCAGCUUCAGCAACUACAGGAGAGUUCCCCUGGUAGUUUCUGAUCUCCACGGUCCACUCACUUCAUCUCUCAUUGCUCGGGUCCUCUGCCGCUCUCUGUGGGGACACAUGGACCUCUAGUGCAUUCUUCAGCUUCAGCAACUACAGGAGAGUUCCCCCUGGUAGCUUCUGAUCUCCACGGUCCACUCACUUCAUCUCUCAUUGCUCGGGUCCUCUGCCGCUCUCUGUGUGGGAACAUGGACUUCUAGUGCAUUCUUCAGCUUCAGGAACUACAGGAGAGUUCCCCCUGGUAGCUUCUGAUCUCCACGGUCCACUCACUUCAUUUCUCAUUGCUCGGGUCCUCUGCCGCUCUCUGUGUGGGAACAUGGACUUCUAGUGCAUUCUUCAGCUUCAGCAACUACAGGAAAGGUCCCCUUGUAGCUUCUGAUCACUAAAUUCUACUCAUUUCUGUGUCUAUGCUCGCUUAAUAAAUGAACAUGCUUUUCUAAUAAGUCAUCAGCUCUAGUUGCACUUUUCUUAAUUAUAUAUAUAUAUAUAUAUAUAUAUAUAUAUAAUUGGUUUUCCUUUUAUGUUCUGUGGACCUUAUGCUUACCACUUUCUGCUUUCUUCUCAGUUUCAAUUCACUCUAAUUCUGCGCUAGCCCGUAUUUUUGAACUUGAACUUAACUGCAUUUUAAAGCUCCAGCCACUUUGGAUAUGUCCUUCUAGAGUCUUCUUAUCAUUAAAAUUCUAUUAAUUUCAUAUCUUAUAUCGCUGAUGUCCUUUACAGCUUUCUGUAGGUUUACGUAUAGUAUAUGCCCAUUGGCAAAUAAAACUUUCUUUCAUAUCCGUGUAGUUCCCUCUCAGCGGUGCAAGGAAUGCUGGGUACCCUCUUCUGCUGAAAACAUACUGAGCUUUUCUACUUGCGACAAAACUAUUACAUGAUUUAUAAUUGUAAUUGUUGAGAGACCAGCCAAUAUCCUAUUCAUAUCAUAAUCUCAGUAUUGAAGUAAGGGAAUGCUGUAACUGAAAUGUUGAUUACUAAAUUUAAAUUUCAUGUGCAUCAAAUACCUCUUCUCUUUACUUUUCUUUCCAUUUCAUCUACAUAUUUAGAGACAAAUCUGAUUAUAAAGCCAUUUAUCUUUGUAUUUGAGCGUGUAAAAGCUUGUAUCAUGUAACAUGAACAUUUUUUUUCAUUGAAUUGAUUGUAGAUAAAUUAUUGUAUCGAAUGCCAACUAGAAAAUAACUCGCAAUUUGGGCCUCAUUUUAUAGUGUCUCAUAUGACAGUGGUUUUUAAAAAUAGUUUAAAUAUAGAGACUUUGCUACUUAUGUAUGUGCUGUGAUUAUAAGAUGUACGUGUGAAGACUGUCGUGCAUUUAAACACUCGUAGGCUAGUAGGCAGUUGUAGUUUGCCAAUUAUGUGCGCAAAACAGCACUGUCGAAAAAUUUAUAUGUAUUUUUACUGUUGUAAUAAAUAUUUUUUUUAAAAACUCA
Messenger RNA from Bacillus rossius redtenbacheri, 3257 nucleotides. RefSeq lists its product as uncharacterized. The coding region runs from base 1 to 1572 and encodes 523 amino acids. The transcript is spliced from 5 exons. Lineage: Eukaryota; Metazoa; Arthropoda; Insecta; Phasmatodea; Bacillidae. The record is from RefSeq and is a predicted model, not a curated record.